This is a messenger RNA of Anopheles stephensi (Asian malaria mosquito), 3479 nucleotides long. RefSeq names its product lachesin (gene DIP-delta). NCBI's taxonomy places the organism in Eukaryota, Metazoa, Arthropoda, Insecta, Diptera, Culicidae. The coding region runs from base 874 to 2250 and encodes 458 amino acids. Gene Ontology annotation, cellular component: neuron projection. The transcript has 13 exons. The record is from RefSeq and is a predicted model, not a curated record.
GCUUUUCUUGGUCAAAUUCUUUCAGUCGUCUCGAAACUUUCACCGUCGCUGGGAAUGUUUUUCGCCGAGCACGCACAGACACCGCGGCUGAUGCGUUCCUCGAUGAUCGUGGUUCGGCCAUGCACUUUGUUGCAGUAUUAGUCGGUCGGUGGAGUUAGCGCUCGUGUAUCCGCUUUUUCAGUGACAUUGGAGCGUGGUUAGUUUCACACUUUGCAGCUCGAACCACAGUUCUCGCGUGGUCGUGUAAUGUGCAUCUGAGUGCAGUGCAAAAUGAAUCCAACAGUGAGAAAAAGUGUUGUGCUGUGAGGAUUGUCCGUGCUUUCGAGAGUGUGUGUGUGUGGGAGUUGGUGUGAAAAGCGUUGAUCGUGAGUAUGCUCGUGACUUGCGUUUUUGAUAUACAGCGUUUCUAAAGUGCAGUGUAGUAGUGAAUGAGAAAGUUGGUGCGAUACCUUGGUAAACGCACGCUGCUAUUCAGCCUGCCAGUAUGCAAGUGAAUGUUUGUUGAAAGCUUCCCAUGAAGUAAAGGAGAACAAAUCUCAGUUGCAGGCGGGAGUAAAGAAGUGUUGAAAAAUAAUUAAAUUGGAAUAUUGGGUGCAUUAAAACUUUUGGUCAUUACAGAAUUAAACUUUGCUGCCGCUUCCGUUAACACCGAGUAAUUUUCGCAGUGAAUGUACCCAAAAACUUUCCUCAUCAGGAAAAAAGGAAAAUGGAACUCACUCAGCGGGCAGUGCGCACAAAAACGUGAUCUUUGAUCUGCAGUACAGCGUAAUCAAUCGCAAACUCAACCAAGUGCAUAGUGCCAGAUGCCAGUCGGCUCGGAUGCUGGGUGAAAUUUGUGUGCAUGUGACUUAGUGGAAAGCGACCGUUCACAAGAUGAUAAUCCUACAGACAGUUAAACUAAUUCUACUUGCCCUGAAGCUACUACCCAAGCGAUUUACGCAUCGGAAUGUACUGUUUAUGAUAUACUUGGUUACUCUCGUCACUCACGUGAUGAUGGAUGAACCAAGAUUUGCUCAACCAAUUCCGAACGUUACCGUUGCCGUGGGACGGGACGCUAACCUGCCCUGCGUAGUGGAACAUUUGGGCACCUACAAGGUCGCAUGGAUACACAUCGAUCGGCAGAUGAUUUUGACGAUACACCGACACGUUAUCUCGCGCAUCCCACGGUACAGCGUGACGUACGAUAAUUCCAACACAUGGCUGCUUCACGUUAGCCAGGCCCAGCAGGACGAUCGGGGCUAUUACAUGUGCCAAGUGAACACAAAUCCCAUGAUUAGCCAAGUCGGUUACCUGCAAGUAGUCGUGCCUCCCAAUAUCCUGGACAUCGAAAGCACUCCGUCGUCGGUGGCCGUGCGAGAAAAUCAAAAUAUCAACAUGACAUGUCGUGCCGAUGGAUUCCCCACGCCCAAGAUCAUCUGGCGACGGGAAGACGGCCAAAGCAUUACCGUCGAGCGGAAGAAGAAAGUGAUGGUGUACGACGGCGAGGUUCUUCAUCUGACGAAAGUAAGCCGCAACGAAAUGGGCGCUUAUCUCUGCAUCGCCACUAAUGGUGUGCCACCGUCGGUGUCUAAGCGGAUUAUCCUUGAUGUGGAGUUUUCACCGAUGAUUUGGGUGCCUAAUCAACUAGUUGGAGCGCCACUCUCGACUGAUGUUACCAUUGACUGUCACACCGAAGCUCAUCCAAGGGCCAUCAUCUACUGGGUUUACAACUCGGUAAUGGUACUGCCGAGCAAAAAGUACAUCAUUGACUACAACGAAAACUCCUACCGGGCGCACAUGAAGCUAACCAUCAAAGGCUUAUCGAUGGGCGAUUUCGGCAACUAUCGCUGCAUAUCGAAAAACUCACUCGGCGAAACGGAGGGUUCGAUUCGCGUUUACGAAAUUCCACUUCCAUCAACACCAUCGAAGCAAAUUACUCACGUGAUGGAACCGAAGGAGACGAGCCCGGCCGUGGUGUCACGUAAUGAAACCAUUAAGGUCGCCAGCCAACCUGAGGUCCUGUUUCCGAUGAAGAACGACGAAGGCUACGCUCAGCGCUCACCGAACGGGAUCCCUUUCGAGCGCAAGGGAUCGCUUGCCAUCGGGCAAAGUUUCUCCUACACCGACAUGCCACCGAAAGAGUUCGGUGUAUCUAAUGAUGCUCGCAGCAGCUUCGGUGUGCUUUCGCUACUAUCGCUAACGACGAGUGUGGUACCUUCGACGCUGCUAGUGCUGUGUCAUCAGCGGUGCGAGAGUUGGCUGUUUCUGUAAUUUGCAAUUCAGCUGCACCAAGCCACGGACCCAGACAGCUUUGGAAUUCUUUCUUCUUCUGAAGCUGUUGUAACUAGCGGGACAUAUCUGCACGCCAGUGAGGACGGGGCCAUAUCGCGGUAUGUCCCUGCCGUUUUGCUCAUAUCACUCCCGUCGCGGGACAAACAUAUCCUCGACUGCAGAAUCGUUCGGCACUGGGAGCUAUAAGGUGAGCGAUAAUCAACGCAACGUUCACCCAAAAAGGCUGAGAGCAAAUCUGUAACAUAAAAUUAAACUCACGAUGUUCUGCUUAGAUAAGGGACGCUGCUAAGAUAAACAAUAACUAGGUUACCACCAUUCAUGAUCAUCUGAGUUUCUGAGCAUUUUUUUUGUUUGUUUCUUGAUAAAUGCUUUCCUACCAUCAUCUCAAUCACACUUUCAACGAUACAAGCAUUGUUACAUACUGACACUAUCGAAUAGCUUUAACGAAAGUAAGGAAAAAGGUUCCAUUCAAGUUGAUAAUAUCUACGCCUUGGUUAUGCUGUAUGCUUUGUAUCGAUUCUGUAAAUUAUAUUUAAACCCCUACUGUUUCCUUGUACGGGUGUUCGAUUGAUCUAGUACGGGCUAAGGAAGAAAAAACAAACACGCAUUGUUCGCUCAUAGAAGAGAUUAUAGGAAGGAAUGUUGUAUAAUAGCGAAACGGCUUAACUCUUUUUCGAGUUUGUUAACCAUAUCGAAGAAGCACAUUGGGUGUGAAGGGAUAGAAGAAUUAUUUUAUUCUUCCCUGGUGAACCUGUGAACCAUUGAUCGGAGCUGAUGUUGAUGAAAUAGAAGAAACGCUAUAGCAGAUACAUAACGAGAGCGAGAGAGAUUGAUUAGCAACGCAUGAAGCAGUGUGUACAUAUUUUAGCCCAACUUAAGGAGUGACCAUGGUUCGGAUGGAUGCUACAAGGACCAUGCGGCGAAGGUUGAUACAUGAAUAUAUAUACACAUAUACACAUGAGGAUAACAAAAUCUACUAGCGAAAUGCAUUAGCGCGAUCGAGACAACGCACCGUGUAAGUAUCAGCUGCAUAGGCGAGCAUAUUGUUAGGUUAUUUGUUAUGUUAAUAUUUCGGUCAACCAUUUAGCUCACAAAGCGCUCACCGGCUCAAUGAGGAACAGGUCCGGGGGCGGGCUCAUGAUUGCGCGAAGCGAUGCAAAAUACUUAGAAAUAUAUUUGAAAUAAUAAAAAAACCCAAUUAUAGACAA